AUGGUUACAAAAGAAUAUACGUUUCGGUCGAAAGACAAAGAGGUACGGAAAACCAACGACAGUUCCAUUCUUUCCAAAGCGUCAGUUGAAAAAUGCGGCUACCCAGGAUUCGAUAAAAACCACAGUUACUACAGGCCGUUUAUUAGUAAAACUCCUAGGAGAUCGCCAAGCGUAAACAGAGGUUAUUGGACUCGUUGUAUAGCGAUAAGGUUUGCUAUUGAGAAAUUCGUAGAAAAGAAGUGUGGAAAACCAAAAGCUAUUGUGAAUCUGGGAGCCGGAUACGAUCCAUUGGCUCUGCAGCUUUUGAAUUCAUACAGUGAUCAAAGCACUGAAGACAUCGUGUUUUACGAUGUAGAUUAUCCAGAGUCCAUUGAAAAUAGAGUGAACAUGAUCAUGUCUGAUGAUUUCCUCCGUGGAAUAAUCUAUAAAAAUGAUUCUGAUAUAGAAGAACACAACGAGAUUCAUACCAAAAGCUAUCACACGGUCGGUUGUAACUUGAAAGAAUUGGAUUUUCUUCAAAAGAAGCUAGAUGAAUGUGGCCUCGACUACAAAACCACCUCAAUUCUUUUCGUUUCCGAAGUUGCCGCGGUUUAUAUGCCUGUCAAUGCGUCGGAUUCACUACUAAAAUGGAUGUCUCAAUUUCCAGAUGCUCAUUCUUGCUUUUUAGAGCAGAUCGCUCCUGCUGGAUUUAGCCAUCCAUUUGCCAAGGUUAUGGUUAAACACUUUAAAGAAUGGGGUUCCCCACUACAUGGCCUUGCCGCAUAUCAUAGUUUAGAAGCUUUAAAGUGCAGAUGGGCAAAUCUGGGCUGGGAACAUGUAGAAGUGUUUGAUGUCUGCACUUUCUGGAAUUUCUUAUUGAGCGAAAAAUAUCGAAUAGAAUGUGAACAAACCGAACCUUUUGAUGAAUGGGAAGAAUUUUACUUCUUCCUUCAACAUUACAGUAUUCAACAUGCCAGCAGCACUUUGGACCAAAUUUACAAUAUGGUUGAAAAUCCAAAUCCUUAUAUGCAAUAUUAUCGUUAUCAAGUCAAUGGACACGAAAUCUCACCGGUUCAGUGUAAAACAUCGCUAUCAAAUAAGCGCAUGGAACUCACUACGGUUGCGGCCGGAAUUAAGGAAGCUCUUCCCAGUUGUCGGUCUGCUGGCGUUGGUGUUUCUGAAAAUGGAAUAUUAUUGCAAGGAGGUCUUUCACCGUCUGGUCGUUCUGAUUCUGCCUUUCUAAUUACGGAGAAGCAAAAUGUUAAAGAUAUCUCCAGUGCUGAACUACGCCCUCGUGUGAGCCAUGCAAUAACACCGGUGAAUAAUGGAGAUUAUAUGCUCAUAGGAGGACGAGAAUCGCCAGUUAAAGCUCUUGAUUCUUGUUACCUAUACUCAAAUGGAGCAUGGAAACAAGGAGUAUCUUUACCCUAUCCAGCAUUUCGUGUUUCAACUACAACAGUACAUUAUGAAAAUAAAACUUAUAUUCUGCUUCAGGCCGGCAAGCCACAUGGUGGUUGGCUUAUUUGGUCGGAGCAUACGAAGGAAUGGUCUCCAGUUCUUUGUACAGAACCCUCUUUAAGUCAAAGCUGGGGUUCUAGCAUCCAUUAUUCUUCACAGCUACAAUUUGGAUUCCUAGUGGGUGGCAUGGAUCAUAAAAAUUCACCUAUUGGGGAUGUUUGGGAAUGGAAGCUUGAAAGGCAAAAUGAUCGUUUCAAACUAUACUUCUCACCAUGGAAUUUGAGUGAGGAUUUAAAGAUUUUACUUGCACGAGUCAAUAGCAACCUUGUAGUUUUCGACGAAAAUAAUACUAAGCCAAUGAUUAUUGGCGGGGCAGGCCUGUAUAAAACAAUGAAAUGGGAAGAGGAAGCAUUUGUCAUUAAUAUGAUCGAUCGAGAUAUUGAAAACGUCUGCCUAGAAGAACACGAAUCAAGGCCGGCUUUAGUUGCUUGUCAAUGCUGCCGUUUUGGUGAUCUCCUGUUUGUUUUUGGGGGUGGUUGUAUAUGUUUUUCUUUUGGAUCUUUCAUCAAUGAAAACGUUCACUGUUUUAAAAUUUCUCAGCAAUAG
Schizosaccharomyces osmophilus is the source of this 2043-nucleotide messenger RNA. It is a transcript of the gene ppm2, whose product is annotated as tRNA methyltransferase Ppm2. The record is from RefSeq and is a predicted model, not a curated record. The transcript has a single exon. Gene Ontology annotation, molecular function: protein binding; tRNA methyltransferase activity. The coding region runs from base 1 to 2043 and encodes 680 amino acids. Gene Ontology annotation, biological process: wybutosine biosynthetic process; tRNA methylation. NCBI's taxonomy places the organism in Eukaryota, Fungi, Ascomycota, Schizosaccharomycetes, Schizosaccharomycetales, Schizosaccharomycetaceae.